CACAGGAAUACACACUCACAAAGAGACUAAAUUCAUAUCCACACACAAACACACCAACCCACAGACACACACGCAAGCACCCUCAAACUCCCCUGAGCACAGUGUCUCCUACUGCAUGUCCCUAACACACGGCCUCAUCCACACACAGCAACACCCGCUCUCCCCCACCAAGGCCACAGCACACACUCAGCUGUGCACACAAACAGCAACUCAGAGCCAGGAGUGGAGGAAGGGGCCACCGCUUUCUUCUUGUUGGAAGCGAGGUUACAAAUUUCCCACUUUCCAUGAGAUCCAGUUUCUCACCCUUCCCCCAUUAGGAAAAAAAAAGGAUCCUUUCGGGCCUCAUCUUUUCUUGGGUCCUGCCCAGAUAGUGCUGUGACUUUAAGGAAGUUGGAGCUAGAGAGAGAGAGAGAGAGCACAUGAACAACCCCAAAUUUGGCCCCUUUCCCCUCCAGUUUCUGGUGUCAUUUAUGAAGCAGGGUCCCUGUGGCCGAAGCUCAUUUUUGUUUUGUUGAAAGGCGUCUAGGCUGCACAGAUCCUUCCCUGCAGCCCCUGCUCAGGACUGUCCUGGGCACCCUGGUCAGCGGGGUGUACAAAGCAGCCAAUCCCCUCCUCCAGCAUCCUGGUCCUGCCUGGCAGUCCUGGUCCUUCGGUGCUUUGGUUCUACCCAUCUUAAGAGAGGCUCAGCUUGACUUCGGAAGAGCAGUUUGGAGGAGGUACCAUGCGGGCACUGUGCCUGCUUUGCUGGGCUGUUCUCCUGAACCUGGUGCAAGCUUGUCCGGAGUCCUGUGACUGUGGGGAGAAGUAUGGUUUCCAGAUUGCAGACUGUGCCUAUCGUGACCUACAGGCUGUACCACCAGGCUUCCCAGCCAAUGUGACCACACUGAGCCUGUCAGCCAACAGGCUGCCAGGCCUGCCCAAGGGGGCUUUCAGGGAGGUCCCCCUACUGCAGUCGCUGUGGCUUGCACACAACGAGAUCCGCUCGGUGGCCGCUGGUGCCCUGGCCCCCCUGGGCCAGCUCAAGAGUCUGGACCUCAGCCACAACCUCAUCUCUGAGUUUGCCUGGAGCGACCUACACAACCUCAGUGCUCUGCAGCUGCUCAAGAUGGACAGCAAUGAGCUGGCCUUCAUCCCUCGGGAUGCCUUCCGCAGCCUCCACGCCCUCCGUUCUCUGCAGCUCAAUCACAACCGCCUGCACACGUUGGCCGAGGGCACCUUCGCCCCACUCACCGCGCUGUCCCACUUGCAGAUCAACGACAACCCUUUCGACUGCACCUGUGGCAUUGUGUGGUUCAAGACCUGGGCCCUGGCCACCGCGAUGUCCAUUCCAGAGCAGGACAACAUUGCCUGUACUUCACCACAUGUGCUGAAGGGCACCCCACUGAGCCGCCUGCCACCGCUCCCCUGCUCAGCACCCUCGGUGCAGCUAAGCUACCAGCCCAGCCAGGAUGGAGCAGAGCUGCGGCCUGGCUUUGUGCUGGCACUCCACUGUGAUGUGGAUGGGCAGCCGGCCCCCCAGCUUCACUGGCAUAUCCACACCCACGGUGGCACAGUGGAGAUUGUCAGUCCUAAUGUAGGCACUAACGGACGUGCCCUACCUGGUACCCUUAUGACCAAUGGGCGGCCACGCUUCCAGGCCUUUGCCAACGGCAGUCUGCUUAUCCCUGACUUUGGCAAGCCGGAGGAGGGCACCUAUACCUGUCUGGCCACCAAUGAGCUGGGCAGUGCCGAGAGCUCUGUGAACGUGGCGUUGGCCACUCCAGGUGAGGGGGGAGAGGAUGCACUGGGGCGCAGGUUCCAUGGCAAAGCAGCGGAGGGCAAGGGCUGCUACACGGUUGACAACGAGGUACAGCCGUCGGGACCCGAGGACAACGUGGUCAUCAUUUACCUCAGCCGUGCUGGGACCCCAGAGGCUGCACUAGCAGCAGAAGGGAAGCCUGUGCGGCAGCUCUCGGGCCUGCUUCUGCUAGGCCAAAGCUUGCUUGUUCUCUUCCUCGCCUGCUUCUAACCACACCCUGCCCCGGCUGGCUGGAGCAGCCCCAGGGCCUUCCUAACUCCUCCUGACCCUGCCAAUGUUCCCUCUAAGUACCGUGAGGUCUGGAGUUGGUGAGGCCUGAGGUUGGCCUGGGGACUUCACGUUUUCCUACCUCCCUUUCUGAGCUCUUCCGGGCCACUCAUUAUUCCGACUUGUCGAUUUGCUCAGAGCUAGCAACUAGGAUAGAACUGUAUCUCAGAACUCGUCAUCUCUGGUACUAAUGGCUGCUAACAGCGUUGCCCACGCUCCUAUCAGGGGCAGCAGGCUAACAGGGCAACAAUAAUGCCCUUACCCUGGCCCACUUUGAGAGUUCUCAGCACUGAGGUAAGGAGCUUCGGGAGGCCACCCAGGUAGGCACCGGGGCUGGUCCGGAAAGGAACCUGGAGUGGACAGUACAGGAUCUGGAAAGGAAGGACUACAGGCCAGGACUGGGAAGGCUAAGCGCUCUCCCUGUCUUCCUAAUGCCCUCUGAUGAAAUGUGGGAAUUGUCCCUGGCUGGGCCUCUCUGUUCUCUUAUCCCAGAUCCCACAGCCUGUGCCUGCCUCUCGAGACACUUGUCCCUCCUUUGUUUCCAAGUAUGUACCAGUAGCCUGCCCCUCCAAAGAGGCUAGCCAGUUUGGGGUAGCAGAAAAAAAAAUAAACAGCAUUUCUGACGCUC
Peromyscus californicus insignis is the source of this 2693-nucleotide messenger RNA. RefSeq names its product immunoglobulin superfamily containing leucine rich repeat (gene Islr). Gene Ontology annotation, molecular function: protein binding. Bases 722 to 2008 code for a protein of 428 amino acids. The record is from RefSeq and is a predicted model, not a curated record. NCBI's taxonomy places the organism in Eukaryota, Metazoa, Chordata, Mammalia, Rodentia, Cricetidae. The transcript has 2 exons.